AUGCCGCAUGAGACCCUUGUCAAAGUGCCAUUCUGCCACGACCCGCAGAAAAGGGGACUCCACCAACAAUCGAGAUCGCUGCAGGUGAACAUACCCUUGCGAAUGCUGAACGCUGAUUGGGUCUGUCGUAUCAAAGGUCAAAUCGCAAAAUGGCGCAGCGCAGCCAUGCCAGCAAUCAAACGCUCCCCCAGAUCUAAGAUCUGCGACUGCGACUGCGUGUCUUUCUCGUCCUGGGAGGAGAAGGACAGGUUGCAGGCUGGCUGGCUUGUAGCCUGUUACGAGGACGGUUCUUUUGAAUAA
Messenger RNA from Cadophora gregata, 300 nucleotides. RefSeq lists its product as uncharacterized. The coding region runs from base 1 to 300 and encodes 99 amino acids. The transcript has a single exon. The record is from RefSeq and is a predicted model, not a curated record. NCBI's taxonomy places the organism in Eukaryota, Fungi, Ascomycota, Leotiomycetes, Helotiales, Ploettnerulaceae.